Messenger RNA from Biomphalaria glabrata, 2604 nucleotides. Its product is annotated as endoglucanase A-like. The transcript has 19 exons. NCBI's taxonomy places the organism in Eukaryota, Metazoa, Mollusca, Gastropoda, Planorbidae. Gene Ontology annotation, biological process: carbohydrate metabolic process. The record is from RefSeq and is a predicted model, not a curated record. Gene Ontology annotation, molecular function: hydrolase activity, hydrolyzing O-glycosyl compounds; carbohydrate binding. The coding region runs from base 85 to 2412 and encodes 775 amino acids.
UGGCGAGAUAAGGAUAUCCUUUUUAAAGCACAAUGAAAUCGUAUUCAAUGAGAUAUACUUGGAGUUGGCAAUAGUCGAGGCAGAAUGUGGCCAGAGGUCAUUGUGUUGAUGAUCACCACAGCUGUGGCCGUCUAUGCGGACAUCAAUAUCCCUAUUACUGGCCACUGGAGCGGAGGAUUUCAAGGCAAAGGCUGCUUCGACAUCACACAAGAGAUGCACUCCUGGACAGUUACGUUGACUUUUGACCAGCCUCUGACAAGUCUAGAUGUGUACACGGCGGACAUUGUCCAGACACUGGACGGCGGUAAGGUGUUUGUCUUACAUAACAAGGCCUGGAAUAAAGAUGAGCACGUCGGUGACCAACUCUGUAUAGAGUUUCAAGGACACGGAUCUGGAGACAUCAGUCCGGUAGUAACCGGUGCUCUUCAGGCUGGUGACGUCAGCGGCAACCCUAUCACAGGGACACCAACACCCACAGCCACUACUUCAACGACCACAUCUUCUACCACAUCGACCACCUCAACGACAACGUCAACUACAACACCAUCGACCACACACUCAGUGACGCCAACGCCAGCUGGUGAUACGUCAUCCCAUUCAACAACAGCCAGUGCAUCUGCAAGUACUGCUACGCCAACAGCUUCAGCUCUUACGACAAGUCACUCACCUAGAACUACGCUGCCCCCUAGUCGUACCUACGACUCAGACAUGGUAUUUGUGGAGGACAAGGGAGACUUCUUUUACGCCGAAUUUAAAUUCACUGUGGAUGAGGAGAUGUUGGGCUGGAUAGUGAACAUUACAUUUGAUGGACCCAUCAACUUUAUUGAGAGCGGUAAUGGAGUCAUUGAAAAAAUAUCAGAAGACAAGCUCCACUGGACAAUGGUCAGCUUUGGUCACCAGGCGCACUUACCCAAAGGAUCAACAUAUUUACUUUUUAUUGCCGCCAACUAUCACGGACACACGAUACCCCAUGCUCACGCCACAAUGACCAAUAUGGGAAGAGAUAAGUGGUCAUUUAGUCCUGCACCUACAAGUGAUACAUCCAAGUACAACUACAACGACGUCCUGUUCAAGUCUAUUCUGUUUUAUGAAGCUCAAAGAACUGGCAAACUUCCAGCCACGAACAGACUGCCUUACAGAAACAACUCUCUUGUUGGCGACAAAGGAGAUGGCGGUGAAGAUCUGUCUGGAGGUUACUUCGUAGGUCAUGGUCACGUCAAGUUCAACUUCCCCAUCGCCUAUUCCGCAACCAUAUUGUCCUGGGGGUACCUGUUAUAUGAGGAGGCUUAUAAAGCUGCAGGACAAGAGGACCAUGUCCUAGAAAGUAUCAAGUGGGCGCUGGACUAUCUGAUCAAAUGUCACACCAAGCCAGAUGAGCUCUAUGUUCAGGUCAGUGACUACAUUGAAGACUAUUGGGCCUGGAACCAGCCUGAAUUCUAUCUUGGAGAACGACCGCCCUAUAAAAUAAACGACACGCAUCCAGGCACAGACAUCGCCAUGGAAACGGCUGCCGCCUUUGCUGCGGGCUCUCUUGCCUUCAAAACCAAAGAUCCUUCCUAUUCAGCCACACUGUUGACUCACGCUAAACAACUCUGGGACUUUGGAAACAAAUAUCACGGACUUUAUAGUGACUCUAUUGUUAUGGCCGCUUACAAUUAUAGCUCCCACGGCUUUAACGAUGAGAUCUGCUGGAGCUCUCUGUGGCUGUACCAGGCAACCAAUGACAACACUUACCUCACUGCAGCAGAGCAACACUUUGACCCACUUCCAGCUCCAGACAUGUCCUGGGACAACAAGACUGCCGCCAAUCAGGUUCUUCUGUACAAACUGACCAAAGAUGACAAAUACAAGACGGCCGUAGAAGACACAUUUCACUACUGGUUCCCUGGAGGUUCUAUUCCGUACACUCCUAAAGGUUUGGCUCACAGAUCGGACAGGGCGGCACUCAGCAGUGCAGCAAAUAUGGCCAUGUUGGCCCUGAUAGCUGCAGAUGCUGGCCUCCAUGCUACUGAGUACAGACACUGGGCCAUGUGUCAAAUACAUUAUGCUUUGGGAGACACAGGGUUCAGCUACGUGGUUGGAUUUGGUGAUGACUAUCCUUUGAGACCAUAUCAGAGAAUUAGCAUGUGCCCCAACCAUCCUGCCCAUUGUUCUCCCGAAGUCCUACUUGCAGAAAUGCCCAACAUACACAUUCUUUAUGGCGCCCUUGUCGGAGGUCCAGGGGCCAAUGACGAGUACCUGGACAAGUUUGACAGCGUUCUAAACAACGAGGUCACCAUAGAGUUCAACGCUGGUUUCCAAACGGCUGUAGCUGCUUUGAAAUCACUUUGGAUAAAAUCUCAGCAUCCAGAACAAUUGAAUGACGCUCAGUGUCCAUAUAUAGGAGGCGCUGAUGUUUUCGGCAGACGAUGAAAUAGUCUGGAGCAACUUCUGUCGUAGUCGUAAUUGACAUAGUUCUAGAUCUACUAGUAAGGAUUUCAACAAAUGAACAGCGUGUCUAGUUACCAGAACUAUAAGUGCUAGUCAGGACAGACUAAAGGAAUGCUCAAUGGUCAUUGUCAUAUGCACAAUAAAAAUUAAACUUUUCAAAUGUAUUUAAAUUCA